Molecule: messenger RNA, 5229 nt
Organism: Tachyglossus aculeatus (Australian echidna)
Lineage: Eukaryota; Metazoa; Chordata; Mammalia; Monotremata; Tachyglossidae
Gene: LMTK3
Product: lemur tyrosine kinase 3
Biological process (GO): protein phosphorylation
Molecular function (GO): protein kinase activity; ATP binding
Source: RefSeq, a predicted model, not a curated record
UGCCCACCCCCUAGAACGCCUGGGUCCUAUGGCUGGGCCUUAGAGGCCUCGGCUCUCCCCUCCCAAUCUUCGCUCUCACGAUGCCGCCGGCCCCAGCCCCCCUCCUCCUCGCCUUCUCUGUCUCCUGCCUCGGGCCCCCUGCUCUCGCCACCCCGGCCCAUCCCGAUGGGCUGCCCCCCGGCCGAACCCCUCUGGCCCCCCCCUACGCUAUCGUCCUUAUCUCCUGUUCCGGCCUCCUGGCCUUCGUCUUCCUCCUCCUCACCUGUCUCUGCUGCAAGCGAGGGGACGUCGGAUUCAAGGAGUUUGAGAAUCCUGAGGGGGAGGAUUGCUCUGGGGAAUACACACCUCCCGCGGAGGAGACCUCGUCCUCCCAAUCGUUGCCCGACGUCUACAUCCUCCCGCUGGCCGAGGUCUCCCUGCCACUGCCUGCCCCCCAGCCCUCGCGUUCAGAUCUGGGGACAUCCUUGGGCCUGAGCCGCCAGCAUCUGAGUUACCUGCAGGAGAUCGGGAGUGGCUGGUUUGGGAAGGUUAUCCUGGGAGAGAUUUUCUCAGACUUCAGUCCAGCCCAGGUGGUGGUGAAGGAGCUGAGGGUCAGCGCGGGGCCAUUGGAGCAACGUAAAUUCUUGACCGAGGCUCAACCCUACCGGAACCUCCAGCACCCCAACAUCCUCCAAUGCCUUGGCCUCUGUGCGGAGACCCUGCCCUUCCUGCUCAUCAUGGAGUUCUGUCAGCUGGGAGAUUUGAAGCGUUACCUCCGGGCCCAGCGGCCUCCUGAGGGUUUGGCCGCCGAGCUGCCCCCGCGGGACGUGCGGACUCUGCAGAGGAUGGCGCUGGAGAUUGCCCGCGGGCUCGCCCAUCUGCAUGCCCACAACUACGUGCACAGUGACCUCGCCCUUCGCAACUGUCUGCUCACAUCGGACCUCACAGUGAGGAUCGGGGACUACGGCCUAUCCCACAGCAACUACAAGGAGGAUUACUAUUUGACCCCUGAGCGUCUCUGGAUCCCCCUCCGAUGGGUAGCCCCCGAGCUUCUGGAUGAGCUUCAUGGUAGCCUGAUGGUUGUGGACCAAAGCAGGGAGAGCAAUGUCUGGUCUCUGGGGGUGACCCUGUGGGAGUUGUUUGAGUUCGGUUCCCAGCCAUAUCGCCACCUCUCCGAUGACGAGGUCCUCGCCUAUGUGAUCCGCCAGCAGCACGUGCAGCUGGCCCGACCCCGCCUCAAACUGCCCUACGGGGAUUACUGGUACGAAGUCCUGCAGUCCUGCUGGCGGCCCCGCACGCAGCGGCCCUCGGCCUCCGACCUCCAGCUCCAGCUCACCUACCUCCUGUCCGAGCGCCCUCCGCGGCCCCCACCGCCGCCCCCGCCCCCUCCGCCGCCUCCUCCUCCUCCGCCCCCUCCGCCGCCGCCCCCCAGGCCCCGGCCCCCGGGCCCACCGCCCGCCUUCGCCUGGCCCUGGCCGGCCCCGGCGCCCCCGGCCCGACCCCCGGCCCUGUCCCCAUUCCCGUUGCUCGACGGCUUCCCGGGCGCCGACCCCGACGACGUGCUGACCGUCACCGAGAGCAGCCGCGGCCUCAACCUGGAGUGCCUCUGGGAGAAGGCCCGGCGCGGGGCCGGCGCGGGGCCUGGCCCGGGGGGUCCCGCUUGGCAGCCGGGCUCGGCGCCCCCCGCCCCGUCCAACCCCUUCUACGAGGCCCUGGCCGCCCCCAGCGUCCUGCCAGUCAUCAGCGCCCGCAGCCCCUCGGUCAGCAGCGAGUACUUCGUCCGGCUGGAGGAGCACGGCUCCCCGCCCGAGCCCCUCUUCCCCGCCGACUGGGACCCCCUGGACCCCGGCGCGGCCGCCCCGCAGCCUGCCCCGCCGGACGUCCCGCAGCUGGUCUCCGAGACCUGGGGGUCGCCGCUCUUCCCCGCCCGGCCCCGCUCGUUCCUAGGCGGCUGGGAUCCCGAGGGCCGGGGCGCCGGGGACACUCUGGCCGGAGACCCCGCCGAGGUCUUGGGCGAACGGGGGGCGGCCACGUGGGGCGAGGACGACGAGGACGAGGAGGAGGAGGAGGAAGAGGAGGAAGGGGAGAGUUCCCUGGGGGGCGGCGGCAGUAGCGGGGGGAGCCGGGGUCGCCGGGGUCCCCGGCCUUGCCCGCUGUGCAGCCGCGGCGGGGGUCCGUGCUCCUGCGCCCCGCUGCGCCGGGGGGACGCGGUGACCGGCUGGGGGGGCCACCCGGCCCUCGGCUGCCCCCGCCCCCCCGAAGACGACUCGUCCCUCCGGGCCGAGCGUGGCUCCCCUGCCGACGGCCCGGCGCCCCCCCCCUGCUCGGCCCCCCCCGAGGUCCGGGACCCCCUCAUGGGGGCGGCGGCGCCCCAGUACCCCGGGCGGGGGCCCCCUCCGGCCCCUCCACCGCCGCCUCCCCCUCUCCCGGCCGCGGGCCCCCCCCGGGGCGCCCAGGGCUCGGGGGACCCCCCAGACCCGCUGUCCAGCAGCCCGGACCUGUGCAGUCCGGCCUCCCGCCUGUCCUCGCCGGGCCCUCGGCCGGGGGACAGUGGCUACGAGACGGAGAACCCGCUCUCGCCCGAGCUGGCCUCCCAGGACACACCGACGGCCCGCGCCCCCCCGGAACCCCCCGACCCCCCCGGGGCCGGGGAGGGGGGCGGGGGUGGCGGGGAGCGGGGGGCGCCGGGGUUCGUGGUGCAGGUGAGCACCGAGCAGCUGCUGGUUUCCCUGCAGGAGAACGUGACCCGAAACCUGCUGGGGGCGCGGCGGGGGGCCCGGCCCCCGGGGGAAGCCCAGGGGCGCCGGGAGAAAGGGACCGAGCCGAGCUGGGGCCCAGGAGGGCCGGUCGGCGGGGGGACGGUGACAGACCCAGGCUUGAAGGCCCCAGGGAGCGGGGAGGCGGCGAAGGACCAAGGCCCGGAGGCGCCGGAGACCAGUCGGGGGACAGAGACGGACCCCGGCUCGAAAGCCCCCGGGAGCAGGGAGAGAGUGACCAACCUAGGCCCCAGAGCCCCCGGGAGCGGGGAGAGAGUGACCGACCUAGGCCCGAGAGCCCCCGGGAGCGGAGAGAGAGUGACCGACCUAGGCCCCAGAGCCCCCGGGAGCGGAGAGAGAGUGACCGACCUAGGCCCCAGAGCCCCCGGGAGCGAGGAGAGAGUGGCCGACCAAGGCCCGAGAGCCCCCGGGAGCGGGGAGACAGUGGUCGACCUAGGCCCCAGAGUCCCUGGGAGCGAGAGAGUGACAGACCUAGGCCCCAAAGCCCCCGGGAGCGAGGAGAGAGUGACCGACCUAGGCCCCAGAGCCCCAGGGAGCAGGGAGAGAGUGGCCGACCUAGGUCCCAGAGCCCCCGGAACCAGGGAGAAGGUGACCGACAAAGGAGCCAGAGUCCCAGGCAGCAGGGAGAAAGGAAUAGGCCGAGGAGCAAAAGCCCCAGGGAAUGGCGAGAAAGGGACAGACGAAGGGGCGAAAGCCCCAGAGAGUGGGGAGAAAGGGACGGACAACAACGGGGUGAAAGCCCCAGGGAGCAGGGAGAAAGCGACAGGCAAUGGGGCGAAAGCCCCAGGGAACGGGGAGAGAGUGAGCCACAAUGGGGUCAGAGUCCCAGGAUUAGGGGAGAAAGUGACAGACAAUGGGGUGAGAGCCCUAGGGAGCGGGGAGAAGGUGACAGAAGAUGGGGUGAAAGCCCCAGGGGGCGGGGAGAAGGCGCCAGAAGAUGGGGUGAAAGCCCCAGGGGGCGGGGAGAGACGGGCCGGCAAUGGAGCCCGAGGCCACGAGGCUCAAGCCCCAGGGACCAAGGAGAGAGUGACGGAGAAUGGGGGGCAAAGUCAAGGGAGGGCGGAGGAAGCCCAAGACCCUGGAGUGAAAAUUCAAGGGAGCCACAAGAAAUCAUGGGAGAAUGUGGGACAAGUCCAAGGGACCCUGGAGAAAGUCCGAGAAAACGGGGGGAGAGUCCCAGGGAGCGGGGGGAAGGGGACGGAGAACUGCGGGGGAGCCCCAGGGAGCAGGGGGAGAGUGACAGAGAAUGGGCAGAGGGUCCUAGAGAACAGGGAGAGAACAGUCCUCGAGAGCGGGGGGCGAGCCCCGGGGAGUGGGCAGAGAGCCCCGGGGGCCGGGCCGAUGGGCAGGCCGGCGGGGGACGGGGGGCCAGGCAGCCUGGGGGGCGGCGCAGGGCCCGGAGACGGCGUGGCCGGAGGAAGCGAGGAGGUGCCGGAGCAGAGGGGGCUGACGGAGCGGGGGCCGGGGCUCGGGGGGCCGAGGCCGGAGCCACCGACGCCGGAGACGCCACCCCGCCGAGAGAGCCCGGGGCCCGGAGGGGCCGCCGAGGAGCCCGGCGCCCUGGCAGACGGCGGAGGGGAGCCCGGCGGAGACGGGGGGUCGCCCCCCAAGACGACCAAGCGGGGACCGGAGAUGCCCCGGCUCUUCCUGGACCUGGGACCACCACCGGGGAGCAGCGAGCAAAUCAAAGCCAAGCUCUCCCGCCUCUCCCUGGCCCUGCCCCCGCUCACCCUUACCCCAUUCCCGGGGCCCGGUCCCCGCCGGCCUCCUUGGGAGGGUGGGGACACAGGGGUCUCUGGUGGAGCCGGGGAGGCUGGAGGCCCAGCAGAGGUGGACGAGGAGGAGGAGGAGCAGGAGGAGGGCGAGGAGGAGGAGGAGGAGGAGGCAGCGAUGGAUGGGGGCCCUGGACGAGACCACACAGCCCCAGUGCCCAUUGUGGUGAGCUGCGGGGACGGGGGGCGGCCGCUCCGUGGGCUCCUCAAGUCACCCCGAGGGGCCGAGGAGCCAGAGGAGACCGAGUUGGAGAGGAAACGCAAGAUGGUGUCCUUCCACGGAGAUGUAACCGUCUACCUCUUCGACCAGGAGACCCCAACCAACGAGCUGAGCAGCCAGGGCACCCCAGAGGGGGACCCAGGCCUGUCCACCCCGCCGGCACCCCCGACGCCCCCCAAUCCCUCCACCCCGGGAGACAUUUUCCCCAGCAGCGACAGCAGCUUCGGCGGCAGCUUCGAGUGGGGGGAGGACUUCCCACUCCUGCCCCCAUCGGGACCCCCCCUCUGCUUUUCCCGCUUCUCUGUCUCCCCUGCCCUGGAGACCCCAGGGCCCCCGGCCCGGCCCCCCGACACCGCCCGCCCCGCAGGCCCCGUGGAGGACUGACUCCGGAUUCUGCCCCUCGCCCACCCGGCCCCCCGCCUCCUGGGCAGGGGGAGAUGGAGAUAGAGCUGCCCGCCGGAGGAGAAACUGAGGCCGAGCC